Messenger RNA from Exserohilum turcica Et28A, 1785 nucleotides. RefSeq lists its product as uncharacterized. Gene Ontology annotation, molecular function: transmembrane transporter activity. The record is from RefSeq and is a predicted model, not a curated record. The coding region runs from base 11 to 1570 and encodes 519 amino acids. Lineage: Eukaryota; Fungi; Ascomycota; Dothideomycetes; Pleosporales; Pleosporaceae. Gene Ontology annotation, biological process: transmembrane transport. Gene Ontology annotation, cellular component: plasma membrane. The transcript has 2 exons.
AAAAAAAGAAAUGGCAUCUCUCUCGGACGUGGGAACAAGCAAAGACGGCGGGGUAGGCGGGGUUCAGUCCAAAGACGACGACAAGCACCUGAAUCUCGUGCAGGUGGGAGCAUCAGACAGUGAUGUCACAGCAGGCAAGCAGAAGUGGCUGCGAAGAUGGAGAGGCGUGCUGAGCUUCCUGGAAAACAAAGGCGAUGUCGAGGUCAGAGGGUGCACACCGGUGCCGUAUGACGAGAGGAGGGAGACCAAGUAUUCACACAUGUUCACGCUUUGGUUCUGCGUGAGUUGCAAUCCUUUGCCAGUCACGUUUGGCAUGGUAGGGACCAUGUCAUUUGCGCUCAGUCUGCGAGACGCAACACUGGUCAUCCUCUUCUUCACGCUCAUCUCCACGGUCCCCGUAGCGUACAUGUGCACAUGGGGCCCCAUGACCGGCAUGCGACAGCUCGUCCAGGCGCGUUUCUCGUUUGGGAAAUACUUUGUGUCGCUUCUGAUACUGCUCAACCUUGCAACCCUCACCGGCUUCUGCGUCGUUGACAGUGUCAUUGGCGGCAUGGCACUAUCCGCGGUGCAAGACGGGACCACCAUCAAUGCCACGGUUGGUAUUGUUCUGAUUGCUAUACUGUCACUGUUCAUAUCCUUUUGUGGCUUUGGCGUGCUGCACCAUUACGAACGAUGGGCGUGGAUCCCAGCCCUGCUGGCGCUCGUCAUUGCUGCGGGAUGCGGAGGACAGAAGCUCAGUCAUCAAGCUGUUGUGCCUGCCGCGACGCCAUCGCAAGCCCUGUCGUUUGGUGGUCUGGUGGCCAGCUUCAUGAUACCAUGGGCAGCCCUGGCCAGCGACUUCUCGACCUACUUGCACCCCAAGGCCCCUCGGCUCCGCAUCGCACUAUACACGUACGCUGGCCUUGCCGCGCCCACGAUCCUGCUGAUGACGCUGGGUGCAGCCAUGGGCGGCGCCACACCCAACGUGCCGUCAUGGCAAGCAGGCUACGAGGCGAAUGCCGCCAGCGGAGUCCUGGCAGCCAUGCUGCAGCCGGCUGGAGGAUUUGGACGUUUUGUCACCGUGGUGCUGGGCUUCAGCAUGCUGGGCAACCUGUCGGCAACCAUGUACAGCGUGACGCUGAACCUGCAGAUGCUGGUGCCGUGGCUGUUCCGCGUCCCACGCAUCGUCUUCAGCCUCGUCAUCACGGCCAUUGUGAUUGGCGUGGCCGUCGAGGCGGCAAAGAGCUUCUUCCUCAACCUGGAAAACUUCAUUGGCGUCAUUGGCUACUGGAGCUCAGCCUUUAUCGGCAUUGUCGUCGUCGAGCAUGUCGUGUUCCGAGGCGGACGCUUUACGGGCUACACCGAGGAUGCAGAUGCGUGGGACGACGCGCAGAAGCUGCCGGUAGGAGCCGCGGCGCUUGGGGCUUUCGUAGUGUCGUUUGGGCUCAUUGUGCCCAGUAUGGGCCAGACGUGGUGGACGGGGCCCAUUGCAGCGACUACGGGCGAUAUCGGACUGGAGGUGGCCGUGGUGUUGGCGGGCGUCUUGUAUGCGCCGCUGAGGCUGUGGGAAAAGAGAACGUGGGGGAGGUGAGCAGGGGGAGGCGUUUCCGGGAACUUCCUGGCACAUGUCCGUUUGCGGCAUAGCGCGUGAAGCAGGUGAAGGACCUUGUUGCCUCGGUUGUGCCUGUUACCCCAGCCAGUGACGUUCACAAGCCAGGCUGGAGCCGCACGCCAAAUGCGGAGACGCAAACCCAGCCAGCCCUGUGAUGACCAGGGCAGCCGUCUUUUAGGAAAUUCUUGCUCUCC